Striga hermonthica is the source of this 536-nucleotide messenger RNA. Lineage: Eukaryota; Viridiplantae; Streptophyta; Magnoliopsida; Lamiales; Orobanchaceae. The record is from the annotation of a GenBank genome assembly.
AUUUAGUGAGUUGUCUACCCCAACUACCCGUUCGUACACACGCAGUGCGCAUGUAUCAGAGGUAGCCGUCGCCACUACCCUCUACACCAAUAUCUCUUCGACACGUGUCCUCUGCACAUGGGUAAAAUAUUCCCCCUUUGAUCCCCCUAACGUCACUCUGACAAUUCCGUUGGAGACUCUCACAUUUGACCUUAUCCAAGUCAAUCUUCCAAAACACUGCCCCCUUGAACAAGGUGCUCGACCAUCAGGCUGUUCUCAGCCCUUGUUUAAUUUGUUGUGUAACUUACAAGUUGUAUUUUGUAAGUUUUUUAAAGUUUCAAAUUGGAAUUUUAGAUUGUUGUAUGAUUUCGACAAUGUAUUUCAUAAAUUUUUUAUAUCUUUUUUUAUUUUUUUGUCAAAAUUUCAUCAAAAUACACCACUUUUCAUUUUUUUUCAAUUUAAUCACCAAUUAUCAAAGUUUGCAAUUAAGUACACCAGCUUUAGACAUCGUCGAAAACACACGUUGAAGUCCAAAAAUAAAAAUGAUAAAUUAAAAU